CCCUUGGAUCACAAGCUAUUUACGAAAAUGGCACUCUCAAGCACCAAUUCUCUCCUACCCACCAAAUCCUUCCAAAUUCAAUCUCUCCCACCACCACUAAAAUCUCUUCCGACCACCACCGCCGCCACCUCCUCCACCAGAGUCAUCCAGCCAAUCUUUGCCGUCCAUUCGCCAGACCCAUCAAAAACCCCAAUUGACAAGUCGUCGUCAUCAAAACCUUCAUCCCCUGCCACCGCCGCCACCUCCACCACCACCACUCCAAAAGUCACCUCCACGACAAAAACCCCAGUUCCUAACAAAUGGAGCAUAGACAGCUGGAGAACCAAAAAGGCACUUCAACUUCCCGAAUACCCAGAUCAAGCAGAGCUCGAUUCGGUGCUCCAAACCCUCGAUUCAUUCCCACCUAUUGUGUUCGCCGGAGAAGCACGCCACCUGGAGGAACGGCUCGGAGAGGCUGCCAUGGGAAAUGCGUUUCUUCUCCAGGGUGGUGAUUGUGCUGAGAGUUUCAAAGAGUUUAAUGCCAACAAUAUUCGUGAUACUUUCAGAGUGAUUCUUCAAAUGGGUGCUGUGUUGAUGUUCGGAGGUCAAAUGCCUGUCAUUAAGGUAGGAAGAAUGGCUGGUCAAUUUGCGAAACCCAGAUCAGAUAAUUUUGAGGAGAAAGAUGGAGUGAAGCUACCAAGUUAUAGAGGGGAUAAUGUAAAUGGCGAUGCCUUUGACUUAAAGUCAAGAACACCAGACCCUCAAAGAUUGAUUAGAGCAUAUUGUCAAUCAGCAGCCACUCUUAAUCUUUUGAGGGCUUUUGCCACCGGAGGGUAUGCUGCUAUGCAAAGGGUUACUCAAUGGAAUCUUGAUUUCACAGAGCAAAGCGAACAGGGUGAUAGGUACCUUGAGCUAGCUAGCCGAGUUGAUGAGGCACUCGGGUUCAUGUCAGCUGUUGGGCUUACACCCGAUCACCCAAUCAUGACAACUACCGAUUUUUGGACAUCACACGAGUGCUUACACUUGCCUUAUGAACAAUCACUCACAAGACUAGAUUCAACUUCAAGCUUGUAUUAUGAUUGUUCGGCCCAUUUCUUAUGGGCCGGGGAGCGGACACGUCAGCUCGAUGGUGCGCACGUUGAGUUCCUAAGAGGAAUCGCAAAUCCACUUGGAAUUAAGGUGAGUGACAAGAUGGAUCCAAAUGAGUUGGUGAAGCUUAUUGACAUCUUGAACCCUCAAAACAAGCCCGGGAGGAUUACGAUUAUAACAAGAAUGGGGGCGGAGAAUAUGAGGGUCAAACUUCCGCAUCUUAUUAGGGCGGUUAGAAGAGCCGGUCAAAUUGUGACAUGGGUUAGUGAUCCCAUGCAUGGCAACACCAUUAAGGCUCCAUCGGGACUCAAAACUCGUCCUUUUGAUGCUAUUAGGGCGGAAGUAAGAGCAUUCUUUGAUGUGCAUGAGCAAGAAGGAAGCCAUCCGGGAGGUGUUCAUCUUGAAAUGACAGGUCAAAAUGUGACCGAAUGCAUUGGUGGUUCAAGAACCGUGACAUUUGAUGACCUCAGCUCACGUUACCACACCCAUUGUGACCCACGGCUCAAUGCGUCUCAAUCAUUGGAGCUUGCUUUCAUCAUAGCUGAGCGACUUAGAAAGAGAAGAAUGGGUGUUCAACAAUCUUUGUCGCUUUGAGAGUUUAUUAAUGGCUUGUGGUUUGGUUGUGUUAUGAAAGUUGUGGCUUGUUUUUAGUUUAAGAGAAGUAUGGUUUUGUAAUGUAUGUGUAUACUUGAAGAAGGUAAUGACUUUGAGAGUGGAAAUGAGGAAGUGAAAUAAGAAGGUAUGUAUGCAUUCAUACACAAAAUUUAUGCCAAUGUUAUAUAGUAAUGGACAAA
Molecule: messenger RNA, 1862 nt
Organism: Lactuca virosa
Lineage: Eukaryota; Viridiplantae; Streptophyta; Magnoliopsida; Asterales; Asteraceae
Source: the annotation of a GenBank genome assembly